Messenger RNA from Clavispora lusitaniae ATCC 42720, 549 nucleotides. Its product is annotated as Ran GTPase-binding protein. Gene Ontology annotation, molecular function: guanyl-nucleotide exchange factor activity; small GTPase binding. Gene Ontology annotation, biological process: protein import into nucleus. The record is from RefSeq and is a predicted model, not a curated record. Gene Ontology annotation, cellular component: nucleus. NCBI's taxonomy places the organism in Eukaryota, Fungi, Ascomycota, Pichiomycetes, Serinales, Metschnikowiaceae.
AUGCAACUUUACGGCGGAGCUAUCAGUGCGGUACUCCCUGAAGGAGUUAUCGAUGUCUCGGAUUUUAGACAGAUUCCGGAUACGCAAGAGGUUUUCCUUCUUGAGAAGCCGACCGGUCUAGACCAAUCGAUUAUCAUCGAUCUUUUGGAGAAAGUUGACGCUUCCGACUUGGCCCAAGUCAUCGCUGUCCAUUUGGACGAUAUUUUGGAAGGGCCAGCCUCCUUCCUUGCACCUUUAGAGUCUCUGAUGAACCAAGAGGUCCAUUCGCAAGUCCACACCUUUUUGAUCAGACCGCCCGAGUCCAAGAUGGAGACGUCUGAGGUGAAAUUGUUCAUGUUCGUCGCCUUGAUCCGCUUGGAAUCUGUGGGCACUGAUGUUGUCAUCACGAUGAAUGUCCCAUUGAAGAGCGGAGAAGUGACGCAAGAAACUUUCCAAAAGGAAGUUAAUAACGUGCUUAGUGGUGGAGACUCAGAGCUUGGUGUUUGUUACCAGCAAAUCAAAAACACCGCCCUUUCGUUUCAUGUGAACGACUGGGCCUUAUUUGGAUAG